This is a messenger RNA of Acanthosepion pharaonis, 552 nucleotides long. The record is from the annotation of a GenBank genome assembly. NCBI's taxonomy places the organism in Eukaryota, Metazoa, Mollusca, Cephalopoda, Sepiida, Sepiidae.
AUGAAUGUUUUCAUUUUGCACAUCUGGCUAUUAUUCAUAUUUAUUUUCCUCUUUUUUUUCAUCAUUCUGUUUCCCCCCCCUCCCCCCCAUAUAGAUUUUUUUCUUUCUUUGGAUUUUCUUCUUCUUUCUAUGUUCCUCUAUUUUCCAUUUUUUUUUUUUUUGUUUAAUUUAUUCCUGUCUCUGUCUCCAGAAUUCCUUUUCUUUCCACUUUUUUUUAUUUUAUUUCUUUUUUAUUUGGAAUUUCUUUUUUUUUCUCACUCUCUCAUUCACUUUACUUUUUUAUUAUUUUCACCUAAUUUUUCAUUCAAUUCUUUAUUCCUCAUUUUUUCUUCUUCCAUUCCUUCUUGUUUCUCUUCCUCCUCUUUUUUUUUUAUCUCAUUCUGCUUUUUCUUUCUAAGUAUGGAUUAUUCUUUAUUCUUAUUUCAUAUAAUUUCUUUAUUAUUUUUCUUGUACCUUUUCUUUUCUUUCUUUGAUUUUCCUUCAAUUUCUUCCUUUUUAUCUUCCAAAUUCUUUGCUUUAUCUUAUUCUUUCAAAAUUGUUUUCAUUCUUUGA